Molecule: messenger RNA, 3495 nt
Organism: Mangifera indica (mango)
Lineage: Eukaryota; Viridiplantae; Streptophyta; Magnoliopsida; Sapindales; Anacardiaceae
Product: probable RNA-dependent RNA polymerase 1
Exons: 4
Coding region: 14-3334 (1106 amino acids)
Biological process (GO): siRNA processing
Cellular component (GO): nuclear RNA-directed RNA polymerase complex
Molecular function (GO): RNA-directed RNA polymerase activity
Source: RefSeq, a predicted model, not a curated record
UAAUUUAGACUGAAUGGGUAAAGCAGUCAUAUUGUAUGGAUUUGCUAUGGCUGAGCAACCAGAAGCCAUAAAACAAUUUCUGGAGCAAAUUUUGGGUGAAGGGACUAUCACUGAUGUGGGAGUCCAGCAAAAUGAAGGUUCAAGGGCAUAUGCUGUUGUGCACUUCGCAACCAGUGAAGCUGCAGAAAGGAUCAAGUCCUUGGCCGAUGAACGCCUUUUGUAUGGGAAUUCCUCUUUGAUAGCUCAAUAUAUGGGUGAGGGACCAAAACCCUGUCACGUUCAGCAUCGGAUUAAUAAUGUACAAUUGCACUUUGGUUAUCACAUGUCAGAGAAAAAGUUUUCCUCGCUAUGGAGUCACGAAAAUGUUUCGGUGAAGUUUGGAUUGGGACUAAGAAAAUUUAUCUUUUUUCUAUCUCAUCACUCUGUGGAAUAUAAACUUGAUCUUCCGUACGAGAGCAUCACGCUAGUUGAACUGCGGCAACUACAAGACAAGAGGUUUCUCAUCAUUCAGUUAUUUGGUGUUCCUCGGAUAUAUUCAAAAGAUGUGCCUGAGCAGGGCUUUUUUAGAGACGACAGUAGUGUCCAGUGGGUUCGUGAAGUUGAUUUUACUCCAUCCUCUUGCAUUGGUCAAUCAGCUGCAAUAUGUUUGGAACUUCCAAGCACAGGUUAUCUUUCGGGUUUUCAGAAAGAUUUUGCUUACUAUAAAGAAACCGAAGGGAAGUUCGUCGUGAAGAGAGGUUCGACUUCCUCUUGCAACUCUGAUCAUGUCCCCAUUGUAAGUCCUCCACAAGGAUCUAACUUGCCAUUUCGCAUCCUGUUUAAGAUUAAUAUGUUGGUUCAGCAUGGUUAUAUUCCUAGGCCAGCAGUAGAUGAGAAAUUCUUUCGGAUGGUUCAACCGCAUAGAAGAAAUGUAGUAUUCGUAGAACAUGCUCUUGAGACACUGUUUCAUUCAAGACAAUAUUGCUUUAAACCAAGGCGGUGGCUUAGAUCAGAAUACCAGAAGUACAGCAUGGCUGCUAGACCUCUUAUGUUGCCUGCCAUCAGUUUAAGUCACGGAUUGGAAUAUAUGAGAAAGGUUCUAGUCACCCCAUCUAAAGUAUAUUUCUUUGGCCCAGAGAUCAUUCUAUCAAACCAUGUUUUACGCGCAUAUUCUGAUGACAAGGAGAAUUUUAUUCGUGUUUCUUUUGUUAACGAGGAUCUGGAGAAAUUACGUGCAACAGAUUUGUGUCCUCCAGCAUCUUCAACAAAUACAGAAAGGCAUACUAGAGUUUAUCAUAGGAUAUUAUCCACUUUGAGAAAUGGCAUUGUUAUUGGAGAUAAAAAGUUCGAAUUUCUGGCCUUUUCUAAUAGUCAACUGAAGGAGAAUUCUUUGUGGAUGUUUGCAUCUAGACCUCGGCUGACUGCACGUGAUAUCAGAGAAAGGUUGGGUGAUUUUAGCGGAAUAAGGAAUGUGGCAAAAUAUUCAGUAAGACUUGGUCAAUCAUUCAGUUCCUCUAUGGAAUCUGUGGAUGUUGAUGGCGAUGAAAUUGAACUAAUUCCUGAUAUAGAAGUUGAAAGAGGUGGAGUCAAAUAUGUUUUCUCCGAUGGCAUUGGAAAAAUAUCUCGUCAAUUGGCUACUACUGUUGCUAAAAAAUGUGACUUCAGAAAUGUUCCAUCCGCCUUUCAGGUUCGAUAUGGCGGGUAUAAAGGUGUAGUCGCCGUUGAUCCAACUUCUUCGGUAAAGUUAUCAAUGAGACCAAGUAUGUCUAAAUACAAAUCAGAUAAUGUUAGUCUUGAUAUAUUGGCAUGGAGUAAGUAUCAACCUUGUUAUCUUAAUCGCGAACUGGUGAUACUUUUGUCGACUCUCGGUGUUCAGGAUUGUGUGUUUGAAAAGAAGCAGAAGUAUAUGAUUUCUCAACUGGAUUCAAUUUUGACAGAUCCAUUAAAGGCACAAGAAGCGCUUAACUUGAUGUUUUCAGGAGAGAUCACUCAUCUCUUGAAAGAUAUGCUCGAUUGUUAUUCUAAGCCACAAGAAGAACUAUUUCUUUCCAUGAUGUUACAAACAUUUCAGUCAUCAACUUUGAAAGAUUUGAGAACCAAAACAAGGAUCUUUGUCCCAAGAGGACGAACAAUGAUGGGGUGUCUUGACGAGACGGGAAGCUUAGAAUAUGGUCAGAUAUUUGUGCAAUGUUCAGGUCGCCACAGUGACUUAUCGAACAAUUUCUUAGCUUUGUUCAGGCGUAAAGUAUCAAAUCAAAGCGAAAUUGUGAAGGGAAUGGUAACCGUCGGAAAAAAUCCAUGUCUACAUCCUGGAGAUGUUCGUGUUCUUAAGGCUGUCGAUGUUCCGGCCUUGCACCACUUGGUGGAUUGCAUAGUAUUUCCGGCUAAAGGAACGAGACCUCAUCCAAAUGAAUGUUCGGGAAGUGAUUUGGAUGGUGAUAUUUAUUUUGUUUGUUGGGAUCCUGAUCUCAUCCCUCCUUGUCUGUAUCCACCGAUGGAUUAUACUUCAAUGGCACAAAAGAUUCAUCAUAAUGAAGUUACAAUUGAGGAUGUGGAGGAGCUUUUCGUAGAUUACAUGGCCAAAGAAAACUUGGGAAGAAUCUGUCAUGCUCAUAUUGCAUUUGCAGAUAAGAGUCCUGACAAGGCAAUGUGUAAACAGUGUAUUGAGCUUGCAAAGCUUGCCUCCAUAGCCGUCGACUUCUCAAAAACUGGUGUGCCUGCAAUUAUUCCUCGACAUUUACAAGUUAAUUUCUUUCCAGAUUACAUGGAAAAGCCUGAAAGAGAAUCGUAUGAAUCGAAAACUGUGAUCGGGAAACUUUAUCGCGAGGUAAAAGAUCUUGUACUAAAGAUGGAAACUAUCAAACCGUUCACCGCAGACGAGGCGAGUCAGUUUUAUGAUCUUGACAUGGAAGUGGAGGGCUUCAGGGACUUCAUUGAUGAUGCUUUUUAUUACAAAAAUGAGUAUGAUUAUAGACUGGGAAAUUUGAUGGACUAUUUCGGCAUAUCAACUGAGGGUGAAAUACUCAGCGGUCAAAUCACGAAAAUGGCUAAAUCCUUCAGUAAGAAAAGGGAUUUGGAAGGGAUCAAAUUGGCAGUGAAGUCCUUAAGAAGGGAAGCCAGGGAUUGGUUCAACAUCAAGGCUAAUGAAUCGGAUGGUCCAGAGAGAGAACACGCGAAAGCAUCCGCUUGGUAUUAUGUUACAUACCAUCCAACUUUCUGGGGUCGAUACAACGAAGGACUAAAUCGCCAACAUUUUCUGAGUUUUCCAUGGUGUGUUCAUGGUAAACUUCUUGAGAUCAAGAAACAUAGGCAGAAUACCUUAAGGGAAUUGCAUCUUUCUUCAUUAAGUGGAUAAAUUUAAGUGUGUGUUUAUUAUUAUUCAGUUUGAGUGUCCAACUUUAUGCUUCUGUAUUGUGUUGAUUGUUGUGUGUUUGUAAAUAUUACAAGUGUUGGAAAACUUAUUGUAAAUACCAAUUUGUUAUACAAUAAAUCUCUUAUUUGGUGGAUUGCCUGAAA